Messenger RNA from Amyelois transitella, 1210 nucleotides. RefSeq names its product cytochrome P450 6B2-like. The record is from RefSeq and is a predicted model, not a curated record. The coding region runs from base 143 to 1210 and encodes 355 amino acids. Lineage: Eukaryota; Metazoa; Arthropoda; Insecta; Lepidoptera; Pyralidae. The transcript is spliced from 2 exons. Gene Ontology annotation, molecular function: heme binding; oxidoreductase activity, acting on paired donors, with incorporation or reduction of molecular oxygen; monooxygenase activity.
CGAUUUAUUUGUUUAAAACGUAAAAUAUUUUUAAUGUUGGCAUAAUAAUAACUUAUGUAAUAACUUAAGACAGAAGGUCCUUUAAGUUGAGACUAAAUAGAAGUUUAGCCGAGAAAUCUCCGAUUACACCUACAAGGAAGUGAUGACCCAAAACUUAUUCUUCACUUACGGCGACAGAUGGAAAGUGCUUCGGCAAAACUUAACACCUCUCUUUUCGUCAUCCAAAAUGAAGAACAUGUUUUAUUUAGUGGACAAAUGUGCUCACGUUUUUGAAGAUAUGCUAAGUAACGAAUUAAAAACGGAUAAUGUUCAGGAAGUGAGACCCCUAAUGGCUAGAUUUACUAUGGAUGUCAUAGGGUCAUGUGCAUUUGGCAUCGAUACAAAUACUAUGGCACGAAAUUCAGAAACAAAUCCUUUCACAAAAAUUGGUUGUUUGAUAUUCUCAGAAACAUUUUAUAGAGGCUUCAAGAUUGCAGCAAGAGCAAUUUGGCCCGCGCUAUUUUACGGUCUUAAAAUGAAAAGUUUCCCUACCGAAGCUGAUGAAUUCUUCAACAAACUGAUGAUGGGUGUGUUCGCAGGACGAAAAUAUAAACCAACGAACAGAAACGAUUUCGUCGAUCUUAUUCUGAAUUGGAAGGAGAAGAACUACAUAACUGGUGAUAGUUUGCAGAAUAUGAAAGGAGAUGAUAAGAAAGUAAAUCUCGAAGUUGAUGAUGAGAUCUUAGUGGGGCAAUGUUUAUUGUUUUUCGCUGCUGGAUUUGAAACGUCAUCUACAACGUUGCAGUACACUUUGUAUGAGCUUGCUAAGAAUCCAGAGGCUCAGGAAAAGGUUAUAAACGAAAUAGACGAAUAUCUUCAACGUCGUAACAACAAACUUGUUUACGAGUGCAUUACAGAGUUGCCGUAUACUGAAGCCUGUUUUGAUGAAGCCCUUCGUUUGUACCCGGUCCUUGGUGUGCUGACCCGGGAAGUGGUUGAAGACUACACUAUGCCAUGUGGGGCGGUCAUAGGGAAAGGGAUUCGUGUACAUAUACCAGUGUAUCAUCUACAUCAUAAUCCAGAGUUCUUUCCAAAUCCAGAAGUGUUCAGACCUGAAAGAUUUUAUGGCGAAGAAAAACGGAACGUCAAACCUUUUACUUACAUGCCAUUUGGAGAAGGACCUCGCUUGUGUAUUGGUAAGUUUAAAUUACAAAAAGUAAUUACUUUUUAA